UUCUCAUUAAUUCAUUUGAGAGAGAGAUAUUUAUUUUUAUUUUGUUAUUCGAUGAUGAUAAUUCGCCUCCUCCCUCUUUCUCAGUUUUCUCUUCCUUCCUUGACUUUUACGUAUUUAAGUUUUGUUAAAAAGGUAAAAGAAUAAAUUACACAAAUCCACAAAUCGUAUUCUAUUGUUGUUUUUCGAGGCUCUCUUUUUUGUUGUUGUUGUUGGUUUUGGAUCCUUAGGGAUUUCUAGGGUUUUGAAAAGCGCUGUGGGCUGGUUGGUUGUGAUCGAUCUCGAUUUUCUCGAUCGUUGUUGUGUUCAUCAUCAAUGGAGGCCGCUUCAGAAGAAGAGAACCAGAACCAGAACAAUGAAGAAAACAACAACAACAACAACAAUAACAACAGCAAUAGUAACGGGAAAAUCAACAACAACAACAAUUCCAGUGAAGGACUGAGCAAGCCGAAGCGUCAGAUGAAGACUCCGUUUCAGCUCGAAACUCUCGAGAAAGCUUAUUCCAUGGAGACUUAUCCAUCGGAGGCGACGAGGGCCGACCUGUCGGAAAAAUUGGGGCUUUCCGAUCGGCAAUUGCAGAUGUGGUUCUGUCACAGGAGGUUGAAGGACAAGAAGGAAGGUUCGACGAAAAAGCCGCGUAAAUCCGCGUCAACGGCGGUGGUGGCGGCGAUGCCGGAGUCUCCUGUGGAUGAAUUGAGGGGUGGAGGUGAGCCUGGGAGUGAUUACGGGUCUGGUUCGGGGUCUGGGUCGGGUUCGAGCCCGUUAGGUCGCUCGGAGUUUAGAAAUGCAGUGUCAAGGAGUGUGCUUGAUGAUGUACCAAUUAUGAGGAGGUAUUACGAGUCGCCUCAAUCGAUAUUGGAGCUUAGAGCUAUUGCCUGUGUGGAGGCACAGUUAGGAGAGCCAUUGAGGGAAGACGGGCCAAUUCUCGGAGUUGAGUUUGAUUCAUUGCCGCCUGAUGCAUUUGGGGCACCUAUAGCUGUUUCAGAGCAGCCGAAGCGGUUGGGGCAUCCUUAUGAAGGAAAAUUAUAUGAGCAGCGCGAUGUCAAAUCUUAUAAAGCUUCCCAGAGGGCUCUCCAUGAAUAUCCAUUUCUUCAUGACCAACCUGGUGCAAGACCUGAUGCGUUUGGACAAGUUUCCCAAUCUCAUUUUCAUGACUCAAUGGUUGAUGCCCCCACUGCCAGAACUUCAUCAGUUAUGCUUGGAAAUGAACAAUUGCCCAGGGGGCAUGGUGUCCAAGGUCAUGGACCUCGUGUUCGUAUUUUUCCCCAGCAAGAAAAGCAGGCACUUGCCUUAUCAUCACCUCCUAGGGAUGAUGAACGUGUCCCACAAAGGGAGUCCUUGACAAAUGUUAGAGUGAGUUCUCAGUUUGGUGAUCAUCCUAUUAUUGGACCAGAAGAUUCGUAUGUAUUGUCUGAUGGGCAAAUAUCUCAUAGUGAUGCUAUUUUGCGGAUGGAAAAGAAACGCAAGAGUGAAGAAGCUAGAAUUGCAAAAGAAGUUGAAGCCCAUGAGAUUCGGAUUAGGAAAGAGCUUGAGAAACAAGAUAUAUUGAGACGAAAGAAUGAAGAACGAAUGAAGAAAGAAAUGGAAAAACAGGACCGUGAAAGAAAGAAGGAAGAAGAGAGGCUGAUGCGUGAAAGGCAGCGAGAGGAGGAGAGAUCUAAGCGUGAGCAAAAACGGGAAAUGGAACGAAGGGAAAAAUUUUUACAGAAAGAAAAUUUAAGAGCUGAGAAAAGGAGGCAAAAAGAAGAGCUCCGGAAAGAGAGAGAGGCAGUAAGACGCAAAGCUGCCAUUGAGAAGGCUACUGCACGUAGAAUAGCUAGAGAAUCUAUGGAGCUUAUUGAGGAUGAGCAGCUGGAACUGAUGGAAUUAGCUGUUGCAAGCAAGGGCUUGUCCUCAAUGAUCCAUCUUGACCAUGACACACUGCAAAAUAUUGAAUCAUUCAGAGAUCUUCUGAGUGCAUUCCCACCUAAGUCGGUGAAAUUGAAAAAACCAUUUGCGGUUCAACCCUGGAUCAAUUCGGAGGAGAAUAUUGGCAACCUUCUGAUGGUGUGGAGAUUUUUGAUUACUUUUGCUGAUGUUCUCAAGUUAUGGCCAUUUACUCUUGAUGAGUUUGUUCAAGCUUUUCAUGACUAUGAUUCAAGGUUGUUGGGCGAGAUACAUGUUGCUCUUCUUAAGUUGAUAAUAAAAGAUAUAGAAGAUGUUGCUAGGACACCAUCUACAGGAUUAGUAGUUAAUCAAAAUGGUGCUGCUAAUCCUGGAGGUGGACAUCCACAGAUUGUUGAAGGGGCUUAUGCAUGGGGCUUUGACAUACGCAACUGGCAGCGGCACUUAAAUCCAUUGACGUGGCCUGAAAUAUUUCGGCAAUUGGCCCUAUCUGCAGGAUUCGGGCCACAGUUGAAGAAAAGGAGUAUCAGAUGGUCAUACUCACAUGAGAAUGAUGAGGGUAAAGGUUGUGAAGAUAUAGUUUCUACUCUUCGUAAUGGUUCAGCAGCUGAAAAUGCAUUUGCAAUAAUGCAAGAAAAAGGGUUAUUACUUCCCCGAAGAUCUAGGCAUCGGCUGACUCCUGGAACCGUCAAAUUUGCUGCUUUUCAUGUUCUUUCACUUGAGGGAGGCAAGGGAUUAACUGUAUUAGAACUUGCAGACAAGAUUCAGAAAUCUGGACUUCGGGACCUGACAACGAGCAAGACACCAGAAGCUUCGAUUUCUGUUGCUUUGACAAGGGAUGCCAAGCUUUUUGAAAGGAUAGCCCCUUCAACCUAUCGUGUGCGUGCUGCUUUCCGGAAAGAUCCUGCCGAUGCUGAGGCAAUACUUUCAGCAGCCAGAAAGAAAAUUCAGAUAUUUGAAAAUGGGUUUUUAGCUGAAGAUGCUGAGUAUGUUGAAAGAGAUGAUGCUGAGGAUGUUUUAAGAGAUGAGGAUGUUUUAAGAGAUGAUGCUGAGGAUGUUUUAAGAGAUGAUGCUGAGGAUGUUGAAAGAGAUGAAGACUCUGAAUCUGAUGAUGUCGACGAGGAUCCUGAAGUGGAUGAUUUUGCAACUCUGUCAACUGGGAACAAAAUCUCCAGUCCCUAUGGUGAAGUGAAAACUUGCUCAGGAAGUGGAAAAGACGAUCUUUGCAACGAUGUUGCACUGAAUCUGCAGACUGAGUUGGAGAAGGAUUUUUCAUCCAUCCCUUUGGGUGGACCCAAAGAUGAAAAUUGUCCAAGCACUGCCACUGAGCUAUGUGUUGUUGGUGGAGGCAUCAGUGCUGUCAAUCAAGAAAAUAUGGAGAUUGAUGAAAGUAAGUCAGGUGAAUCAUGGAUUCAAGGACUUACAGAAGGAGAUUAUUCUGAUCUCAGUGUAGAAGAGCGUAUUAAUGCCCUUGUUACCUUAAUUGGUGUUGCAAAUGAGGGAAACUCUAUUCGUGGUGUUCUUGAGGAUCGCAUGGAAUCAGCAAAUGCUCUCAAGAAACAAAUGUGGGCAGAAGCACAGCUAGAUAAAAGUCGCUUGAAAGAAGAGAUUAUAAGUAAAGCAGAUUUUCCGUCAUCUAUUACGGGGAGCAGAGCUGAUAUGCAAUUUUUGAGUUCUGCAGUGGAGGGCAGCCAAAGCCCCUUUCCUAAUGUUGAUAAUCAACUUAUUGAGGCAUCCCCUAGCACCGCUGAAAACCAAAACCCACUUGUUUCACAAGGCAUCCAGGAUCACCUCAACAAUGUGCCUACCGAAAGGACCCCUGGUCAAGAUUUUCCCACAGGUCCUGAUAAUUACCUUAUUCAGCAACUUGGAUAUGCUUCAAAAAGGUCACGGUCACAAUUGAAAUCUUAUAUUGCGCACAGAGCCGAAGAGAUGUAUGUAUACAGGUCCUUGCCUCUUGGACAAGAUCGUAGGAGAAAUCGAUACUGGCAGUUUGUUGCAUCUGCUUCUAGCAAUGACCCUGGUUCUGGCAGGAUCUUUAUUGAAUUGCAUGAUGGCAAUUGGAGGCUCAUUGAUUCUGAAGAGGCCUUUGAUGCUCUUUUGAUAUCUUUGGAUGCACGUGGGAUAAGGGAGUCCCAUUUGCGUUUAAUGUUGCAAAAGAUUGAGUCAUCCUUCAAAGAAAAUGUUCAAAGGAAUAUGCCAAGUGCUAAUGUUGUGGGUCGAAGUGGAACCAUGGUUAAAAAUGAGGCUGAUGAAAUGAAUUCUAGUCCAGACUGCCUGGCUGGUUUUGACAGUCCUAGCAGUACUGUUUGUGGUUUAAAUUCAGAUAUGUUGGAGACCUCAUCUUCUUUCCGAAUUGAGCUUGGGAGAAAUGAAACUGAGAAGAAGGCUGCCCUUAAUAGGUAUCAAGAUUUUCAAAAGUGGACGUGGAAAGAGUGUUUUAAUUCAGUGACAUUAUGUGCAAUGAAGUAUGGGAAAAAGAGGUGUGCACAGCUAUUGGGUGUUUGUGAUUUCUGUCUCAAUUCUUAUCUCUCUGAAGACUCUCACUGCCUUUCUUGCCACCGUAAUUUUGGUACCAGUAAUAAUGAUUUUAAUUUUUCGGAACAUGCAAUUCAAUGUGAAGAGAAAAGGAAAAUACAUAUGGGAAGUUUCCAAAUAUUAGAUUCUUCUCUUCCGCUGGGAACCAGAUUGCUUAAGUCUCUAUUAGCUUUCAUUGAGGUAUCUGUCCCACCAGAAGCUCUUCAAUCAUAUUGGAUGGGAGACCAUCGAAAGACUUGGGGAGUGAAGUUGAAUGCAUCAUCAUCAGUUGAGGACCUUCUACAGAUAUUGACUCUGUUUGAGAGAGUGUUGAAGCGAGACUUUCUAUCAUCAAAUUUUGCAACGACUGAGGAACUGUUGGGCUCCUGUACUCAGUCAGGAAGUUCAUUGCAUGAUUUUUCUGAUCCUAGAUCAAUACCUGUACUUCCAUGGAUACCGCAAACCCUGACAGCUGUUGCUUUGAGACUUUUUGAGCUCGAUGCAUCUAUAAUUUAUUUGAAGCAGGAAAAACCUGAGCCUUUUGAGGACAAGGAAGUCAAAGAAUAUAUAAAGCUACCUUCAAGAUACGCCCCUUUUGAUAAUGUUAAGGAGGUUGAACUAACAGAACUUAACCAUGAUGAAAAGAACUUUACUGAGCUGAAAAGCAACCGAAACAGCUAUAAACGUGGGCGAGGGGGUCGUGAGCAAGGGCGAGGUAAAAAGUGGCAGAAGAAAGCCCGUGUUUCCUAUUCUGAUGUUGGCAGGCGAAAUGUAAAGAGCAAUGAAAAUUUAAUUCAAGGACUAAGACAACAAGGACAAAGAACAUAUGGACAAGGGAGUGGACGGGGUCGUCGAACAGUUAGGAGGAGGAGAGUGGAGAAGAGGGCUGUUGAUGAGAGGUUGCCGAGCCAUAGGGCUGAUACAUAUAGGUCCAAGAGCAUUGAUGAAUCACCAAGAAACUUGGGUGAGGAGUGGGAUGAUGAAAGAAUCAGCAUGCACCCUAUGGAGGAUCCUAAUUUUAACGAUGCAGAAGCAGUGGAUUCUGAUGAUAAUGCCCAGGCAGUGGAAUAUGAGCAUGGAAAUUGGGAGAUUGGGUUCGCUAGUGCCUCCAAUGGGUGGAGAGAGGAUCUAAAUGAAGCGAGUGAUGAAGAUGCGGAUGCUUCUGAAGAUGAUAAUGUCAUUGAAGAGGCUGGAGAUGAAGAUUCGGAGGCAGAUGUAGAUAUGAGUGAUGGCUCGGAUGGAAUAGCAAACAGGGUCGGCAAUGAUGAAGGCACGGAAUCAGCAGAGUCUGACGAUUAUAGUGAUUAAGUUUCCAUGUUCAAGUGAUUAAAUUCUGAUGUUCAACAGAUUGCUGAUGCAUUAGCAGCAGACAUACAUGAGCUGCAUAAAAUUUUUGGUGUUGCAGCUUCAUUUUGCGGCGGGACCUGUGUACAGGGGAAAGAAAAAGACAGCAUUGUCCCCCCCCCCUUCCGCCCCCUCCUUUCUCUUUAUUUUUGAAUUUAUUAAUUGGUUUCAGUGAUGGGGGGGAUAAUGAUUUGGAAGAGUUAAAAGAUGUGUUGAUUAUAUGUAAUUCAUUGAUGGAAAUUAGGCUGUCUAAUGUAAGCUUGUUGACAAUACUUUUUAUAGAUAUGAUCUACAUUAAAAAUUAUCAAUAGUCUCCAUGUUUUCAGCGAUAUGUGCAUUUGUUAGAAGAGAGUAGAAGGUACUGCAGGAUGUCUUCUGUGCUGGAAUGGAGCUUUGCUUAGAAGAGAGUUGAAGGCGUCUAUUAGCAAGUUAGGCUUUUUGUAUUGAUAAUGAGCAACUAUGGGAGAAUGAAAAUCCCUCCAGUCCUUAGGGAAUUGUUGUAAAUUUUGUUACUGGUCUUCAUCAAUAAAAUUCUAUCGUUUUUACCUCAAAAA
This is a messenger RNA of Quercus lobata, 6296 nucleotides long. RefSeq names its product homeobox-1. The transcript has 18 exons. Gene Ontology annotation, molecular function: DNA binding. Gene Ontology annotation, biological process: regulation of transcription by RNA polymerase II. Bases 313 to 5706 code for a protein of 1797 amino acids. NCBI's taxonomy places the organism in Eukaryota, Viridiplantae, Streptophyta, Magnoliopsida, Fagales, Fagaceae. The record is from RefSeq and is a predicted model, not a curated record.